Molecule: messenger RNA, 1011 nt
Organism: Plasmopara halstedii
Lineage: Eukaryota; Oomycota; Peronosporomycetes; Peronosporales; Peronosporaceae
Exons: 11
Coding region: 1-1011 (336 amino acids)
Biological process (GO): regulation of actin filament polymerization
Molecular function (GO): small GTPase binding
Source: RefSeq, a predicted model, not a curated record
AUGGGAUUUCUGCCGAAAUGGUCAAGUGCUGAUGUGGUUACGAAUCAGGGCUAUAAUUUCGUAUUGCGGUCAUUGAAGAAUCCAGCAACAUCGCGAACAAUGCCGCGAAUAUUUAAGUUUUCGUUACGCCACAGUAGCGACAAAACUUUUUCUGAGGCCAUAAUAGAGCAAAUGUGCCAAGACCUUGCGUCCGAGGCGGAUGAGGUUAUUUCACAGUCCAAAACUGCGCUUGUUCGACUUCAGUGUUACGAGGGAUGUCUUCAGCUCAUUCAGAAGACCGUUCGCGAACCGAAGAAUGAAAAUCUUAAGACAGAACUUGUAAACAGGUUGAGUCGGAACAUCACCACACUCCGAGUAUUUUACGACCUUGCGACGGACAUAGAGACUAUCUUUGUGGCUCUUAUCCAGAUAUGUAGUCAAAAAGCAACUAAGAAAGCAGCUGCUUAUCUGAUCGAAAAAAUUGCGAGUUUGGUAGACUUUGCGGUGAGUUUCGAUAGUUUGAAGGCGAAGACUUCCGACAUUCAGAACGAUCUGAGCCAUUUUCGGCGGUUUUUGGCGAUCAAUGCAGCGAAAUUAAAUCAAUUGGAGAGUCUGGCUGACGCACCUUUGAACGCAAUGUCAUUUUUUGUGGCUGAUCAUUGCCCCAUGCUCAAAGUAUUAAUUCGAGCAAUUGAAUGUGCAAUGGCCAAAGAACCAGCGGCUGUCGAUGUUUCAGCUAUAUUGGCAAAUUCCCGCUGUGCUUGUAUGACGAGCAGCCGACCGAAAGACGGACGUCCAAUGAUGAAUUUUUUGCGCGCUAUGACUGGAGCUAUUAUUUUGUACGACCAUACAGCUGUUCACGGUGCAUUUUGCUCCAAAUCGGAAGUGAAGAUCAAACGAUGUGUCAAAGAGCUUGUACAGGGAAAGCAUAAUGGAGCAACAUUGGAAUUGAUUGAUACUAUCAAAUAUUGCAGCUUGCAUUACAAUGACUCGUCAACGCCUAUCAAAAUUCGAACUUUAAUGAACACCUAA